UAUUUUUUUCUUAAACAUUUUUCUUUAAAAAAUGACGAGAGGAUAUUCAUUAGAACAAGAUUUAAAAUUGUUAAUAAAUAAUCCUAAAUAUAGCGAUUUAGAAAUUUUAUGUGAAAAUGAAAAGAAAUUAUACGGUUGUAGAGCAAUUUUAGCAGCAAGAUCCGAAGUAUUUGAGAGACUACUUUAUAAUGGGAUGAAGGAAAGUUAUGAAAAUCAAAUUUCUUUUCCAAAAAUUAAUUCCGCUGGAAUGGAAAUCGUAUUAGAAUAUACCUAUACAGGAUCAAUUAAAGAAGAAUUUUUAACAAAGGAUAAUAUGAUUGAAUCUUUUUACGCUGCUGAAUAUUUUCAAUUACCAGACCUUCAGGAUUUUAUUAUGAAAGUUUUCAAAAAUACAUUAAAAAAAAAUCUUACAGAAAAUUAUUCACCAGAAUUAUUAUCGAAAUUUGCAGAAAAAAUGCCAUUAACAGAAGAUAACGUUCUAUUGAAUUUAUUGGUUGAAGCGGUAGCAAUUAUUCCACUAAAUACAAUUGAAUUUGGUCGAUUAUCUAUUGCCGGUCUUAAAUAUCUUUUAUCUUGUACAUAUGAAAAAGAAAUGACUUUUUCAACACCGGAAUAUGAAGUUUUUCGAUAUCGUGCUAUUCUUGCAGCAAAACAAGUUUCUAAUGAUGCAUAUACAACUCUUAUGAAACUGUUACCUACCUUAGAACAAAUGCAAAUGGAUAAUUCAGUUCAAGUAAAAAAUAAAUUUAUUACUGAUCAUCAAAAUGUUGCUAAAGAAUUGAAACCUUUGGUUGAAUUUAUUGAUUUCAAGCGAAUUAAAGGACAGAUUCUAACCGAUGUUAUUGAUCCAUUAGAAAUUAUCCCUUCAAAAAUAAUUUUAAAUGUUUAUCGAGACAUAGUAAGGUCAAAUAACUCAAACUUAAAUUAUAUUCGAGGAAUACCAACGAUGUACGUUUGGGAUGAAAAAGAAUGUAUAUGUUCAUCAGAAAAUUUUAAUUAUAAAUCCUGGGCAGGAGGUCAGUCUACGGGAUGGGUAUUAGGUUCUAGUGGUAAUUGUUUUAAUUCUGGUACAUCAAUAGGAUAUUGUUCAUCAUUUAAAGACGGUACAAAAAUUACUGUUCAUUUAGAUAUGAAUAAAAGAACUUGUGCUUUUACAGUCAAUGGUAUAAAAUAUCCGGAAGUAUCAGGAUGGAAUAAUUUGCCAUCAAAACUUUAUCCGGUAGUAUCAUUAAAAUUUCCAGGUCUUUUACGAAUUCAAACUCAUCAAAAAAUUUGAUUCAUACACUUUCUUUGGAAGUGUUAAGUGUUUAUUUAUGAUAAUUAAUUCGCAGAAGUAAAUUCAAUAUCUUGCUACCGUAAUAAUUAAUAUAAUUAAUUGAUGAAAAGAUUCUAAAAUGUGAUUUAUAAAUAAAUUUUAUUUAUUAUUUUACUACUAAAUAAGACUUUUAAGAAAAUUUAAAAAUCAUGAUUAAGUAUUUAUAAUUUACGUCAAAACCGGAAAGAUUAGUCACUUGUGGCU
This is a messenger RNA of Rhizophagus irregularis DAOM 181602=DAOM 197198, 1519 nucleotides long. RefSeq lists its product as uncharacterized. Gene Ontology annotation, cellular component: cytoplasm. The record is from RefSeq and is a predicted model, not a curated record. NCBI's taxonomy places the organism in Eukaryota, Fungi, Glomeromycota, Glomeromycetes, Glomerales, Glomeraceae. Gene Ontology annotation, molecular function: protein binding.